Cordyceps militaris CM01 is the source of this 858-nucleotide messenger RNA. RefSeq names its product Peptidase M43B, pregnancy-associated plasma-A. NCBI's taxonomy places the organism in Eukaryota, Fungi, Ascomycota, Sordariomycetes, Hypocreales, Cordycipitaceae. The transcript is spliced from 3 exons. Bases 1 to 858 code for a protein of 285 amino acids. Gene Ontology annotation, molecular function: metallopeptidase activity. The record is from RefSeq and is a predicted model, not a curated record.
AUGCUUCCCGUCUUUCUCUCCCUUCUCACGUUGGCGUGGGCCAACACACUCGGGCGCCGCUCAAGCUGCCACAGCGCGGACCCAAGCCACGAACUCUUGACGGUCCAUUCCAACCUGGCAACUGGAGAGCUCGUCCGAAGAGCCCCUUUCCCGGAAUCCGUCACCAUUGAGACGUACGUGCACAUUUUUGCCGAAAACAAGACAUACGAGGGUGGAUGGCUCAGUAACAACACCAUCGAGAGGCAGAUCCAGGUGCUCAACCAAGGCUACAGCAGCACGCCUUUCAAGUUUGCCCUGAAAGGCAUCGACAGGAAUGUGACGCUCCUCCCCACGAACCCCCGCGUCGAGCCCCAAGUGCAGUUCAAGUUGCAGUACCGCAAGGGCGACUACCGCAGCCUCAACCUCUACUACGUGAGCGGAAUCUUCGGCGGCCAGUGCACGUUUCCCAGCCUGCAGGCCUCGCUCGACAACUGGGCCGCCGACUUCUACCUCGACGGCUGCACCAUGGGCGCCGACACGACGCCCGGCAGCAGCGGCCUGUUCGGCGCCGGCACCACGACGAUCCACGAGGUCGGGCACUGGCUGGGCCUGCUGCACACGUUCCGCGGCGGCUGCAACUCCACCAACGGCGACUACAUUGACGAUACGCCCGUCGAGGCCGACUUUUCCGCCGACAAGGCCAUUUUCGACACGUGCCCGGUUGGCCGCGACAGCUGCCCGGGCUUGCCAGGUCUGGAUCCGAUCCAGAACUACAUGGACUAUGCUUCGGAGGACUGCCGUACGGAGUUUACUCCCGGUCAGAUCGAUCGGAUGAAGUCGCUUUGGGCAUUGGUGCGCAACAUUGAGCCAGGCCCUUGA